This is a messenger RNA of Symbiodinium natans, 636 nucleotides long. The record is from the annotation of a GenBank genome assembly. Lineage: Eukaryota; Dinophyceae; Suessiales; Symbiodiniaceae.
AUGACCUGCUUGUUGAUCAAGAACCAGGCUGAUGUCAACUUCGCGAACAACAAGUACGACGAGCAGAACCGCCACGCAGGGAAGACGGCCCUGAGCUUCGCCGCGGAGCAGGCGGACACCGACAUGACGGCCACGCUGCUGAACUACGGCGCAGACGUGGAGGCUGGCAUGGCUCCGCAGAGUACCUUCUGGAUUCUGCAGAACUUGGGCGGCCCCAAGUUUGAACAGGUGAAGCAAAUGAUUAUGACCAUGAUGGCACAGAGCCGCAUGGGCUUCAACCGCUGGGUCUUCCCUGUGAGUGGGCGUCGGGACCUGCCGGUCAGCCACGACACGGAGGCGCUCGAGCGCGACCUGCUGCGCACCGCGUCCAUGCCGGGCUCCGACGCAACUGGCCGGCUCAAGUCGCUGCUGGAUGUUGUGGACCUUGGCUGCAAGGACUUCCGAGGACGCUGCGCUCUCUGGAAGGCCAGCUUCAGCGGGGACAUUGACAAGGUGGAGUGGCUGGUGCGUGCGAAAGCCGACCUGGAUCAAACCGCGCCCCAGCCAGGAUCAGAGGGUUGUGAUACCGUUGAUCACCCCCAAGAGUUCAUACCGGGGCCGGAGAAGGUCCCAACGAUCCGGCUGUUCGCCGGUUAA